AUGUGCGUCGUCUCCCUUCUUCUUUUCUCCCUGCAGAUCUUUGCCAUCUUCGCCUUCUCGACAUGUGGCAGCUACUCUGGCAUGUUCAAGAUGAGCGUGGAGUGUAAAAACCGGUCGGAGAGUAAUCUAGGCAUAGAAGUAAAAUUUGAAUAUCCAUUCAGGCUCCAUCAGGUUUACUUUGAUGCCCCCACCUGUAAGGGAGAGAAGCCCGAGACUUUAUUCCUGGUCGGGGACUACUCCUCCUCAGCUGAGUUCUUUGUCACCAUCGGUGUCUUUUCCUUCCUCUACUCCAUGGCAGCUCUGUCUGUAUACUGUUUCGUGCUGGAGAAGUACCGCGAAAACAACAAAGGGGCUCAGAUUGACUUUGUCGUGACAGCGGUAUUCACCUUCAUGUGGCUGGUGUCUUCCUGUGCUUGGGCUAAAGGCCUGUCAGACGUGAAAACAGCCACCGAUCCAGAGAAGGUCAUCACUCUCAUCGCGGCCUGUGACGAACCAGAGAAUCACUGUCGUGAGAUUUAUGAUCCCAAGGUCUCCGGCCUGAACACCUCUGUGGCUUUUGGCUUCAUCAACCUGAUCCUGUGGAUAGGAAACCUGUGGUUCGUGUUCAAGGAGACCGGCUGGAUGGCUGCCUUUGCUGGAACAUACGUCGCAUCUCAGGAGAAGCAGCCCGCCCCCGAUACCUUCGGCCAGGGGGACUACGCUCAGCAGGACCCCUACGCCGGGUCCCAGGGAGGCUACCAGCCCGACUACGGCCAGCAGGGAGGCUACACCGAGGACGGCGGCUACAGCCAGGGCUAUGAGCAGCAGCCCACCUCCUACUCUAAUCAAAUGUGAGCCUGUCCAGCCAAACCACCGCUGCAGGA
This is a messenger RNA of Paralichthys olivaceus (Japanese flounder), 863 nucleotides long. NCBI's taxonomy places the organism in Eukaryota, Metazoa, Chordata, Actinopteri, Pleuronectiformes, Paralichthyidae. The record is from RefSeq and is a predicted model, not a curated record.